AUGUCGUCUGCUUUCAAAACGGUUUCGGAGGAAGUCGACAAGCUGGCCAGCAAUGACUCGCUGGAGCAUAUAUUGGCCGACUCGAAGUCGCUUUUGGACAACCUGCGAAAGCUCAGGAACGACGUGGAGAACGAUCAAGAUGAUAUGACUAUGAUAAAGACCCAGUUCAAGAAGUGGAAUGAGAACACGCUGAAGAACGAAAAGUCCAUAAACAAAUCGAUCAAGAACUACAGCUCCAAGAUUGACAAGGUGCUCAAUUUCAACCUCUCUGAUGUCUAUACCUAUCAGACGGUGGAUGUGAACUCAAAUCCGCGGGCCCGAAAAUUAGUGGAUCGCGCGAUUGUGAUGGACUUGCUGCGCAAUGGCCAUUUUGAUGUUCUGGAGCACAUUGAGAGGCAACGCGGGAUCAAAAUCCCGCAGGAGCUAAUAGACAAGUUCAAGCAACUGAACGAUAUCCUGAUCAGUUUCAGAGAACAUGACGAUCUUCGGCCAGCUAUCACCUGGGCCGCUCGCCACUCUAAUGAACUGAAGUCGAUAGGUUCCGACCUGGAGUUCAAUCUGCACAAACUGCAAUUCAUCAAGCUAUACAAUCAGAGCAAGAACAACGAGCCAUUCGAAGCCUACAAAUACGCAAGAGACAACUUCCCAGAUUUUGGAACAACGCAUCUAGACACGAUCUCGAAACUACUCUUUACAAUCAUGUACUCCUCGUCGACGCCUGACUGCGGCUUUGAAAAUUACCUGACUGACGGGGAUAUGUCAAACGAGACCUUUUACAACCAAAUAUGUCAGGACUAUUGCUCUUUGAUCGGACUUUCCUCAAAUUCGCCUCUCUACAACACCCUGCUUACCAGCUACAUCGCCUUGCCCAGCUUUAUCAAAUACCACAGGAUCUCUAAGAGUUCGGGCAAUCUCAACUGGACCACCACCAACGAGCUUCCGUUCGAGAUCAACCUGCCUCCAUCGCUGCAGUUCCACUCCAUCUUCAUCUGUCCGGUGUCCAAGGAGGAAACGACUUCCGAAAACCCCCCUAUGGUGCUUCCAUGCCACCAUAUCAUUUCCAAAGACAGUCUCAUCAAACUGAGUCGCAACAGUGUGGCCAACUUCAAAUGCCCUUACUGUCCGCGAACUAGCACCAUUGCCCAGGCUGUGCAGGCUAGAUUUGUUAAUCUAUGA
This is a messenger RNA of Ogataea haglerorum, 1176 nucleotides long. RefSeq lists its product as uncharacterized. Lineage: Eukaryota; Fungi; Ascomycota; Pichiomycetes; Pichiales; Pichiaceae. The transcript has a single exon. The record is from RefSeq and is a predicted model, not a curated record. Gene Ontology annotation, biological process: proteasome-mediated ubiquitin-dependent protein catabolic process. Gene Ontology annotation, molecular function: ubiquitin protein ligase activity. Gene Ontology annotation, cellular component: nucleus; cytoplasm; GID complex. The coding region runs from base 1 to 1176 and encodes 391 amino acids.